AUGACUAUGUUUAUUCCACUGCUGCUGCUGAUCUGCUCUUUCUCCACGGCUCAGCUUCAAGAGGAGCCUGACAAUGAAAUUAUUCCACAUGGAAAACAGACUGAAUCCAGAGGAGGAGAACCAACAAAUGCCUCUCAUCAACAACCAGCCUGCCCACAAGACAUUCAUGCUGUGCUGAGAGAGAUGACUGCCUUGUUGGCUGUACAGAGGGUGGAGAUGAGUCACUUAAAAAGAGAAAAUGAAGCACAAGUGAACAACUUGAAACAGGAGAUCAGUCAACAACAGAGAGAUAAUGAAGCACAAACAGCAAAGCUGAUGACCGAAGUGGACAAUUUGAAGCAACAGCUACAAGCCAAACAGGUGGCUUUCUCUGCCUCUCUGUUGGCUUCAGGCUCAGGAUAUGUUGGACCGUUUAACACACAGACUCAUCUGGUCUUCAGACAUGUCGUCACAAACAUUGGAAACGCCUACAACCCAAACACAGGGUUUUUCAUUGCACCAGUGAGAGGAGCCUACCACUUUGAGUUCUACAUAAGUGCACAUGGACAUAAUUCACAUGGUUCAGCUGCUGCGUUGUUCAAGAAUGGAGAACAUAUUUUUAUUGCAUAUGAACAUCAAAGUAACGGUUAUGGGAGUUCUGCCAAUGGUGCCACACUGCUUCUAGAGGUUGGAGAUGUUGUGUUUUUACGUCUGUGGCAAAACACAAGGAUACAUGACAAUGAACAUCACCUCAGCACCUUCAGUGGUCAUCUGCUUUUCACCAUGUGAGAAAGAAACAGUCCUUUUUCUUCACACACUGUAGCAGUGUACCAGUCUUUGUUGACAGAAGCUGUUUAAUUAG
Messenger RNA from Scomber scombrus (Atlantic mackerel), 841 nucleotides. RefSeq names its product complement C1q-like protein 2. Lineage: Eukaryota; Metazoa; Chordata; Actinopteri; Scombriformes; Scombridae. Gene Ontology annotation, molecular function: protein binding. The record is from RefSeq and is a predicted model, not a curated record. The transcript has 5 exons. The coding region runs from base 1 to 768 and encodes 255 amino acids.